This is a messenger RNA of Gossypium arboreum, 618 nucleotides long. RefSeq lists its product as uncharacterized. The transcript has 2 exons. The coding region runs from base 1 to 618 and encodes 205 amino acids. The record is from RefSeq and is a predicted model, not a curated record. NCBI's taxonomy places the organism in Eukaryota, Viridiplantae, Streptophyta, Magnoliopsida, Malvales, Malvaceae.
AUGGGCCGAGGCCAGAGAGCAUCAAGCAAAGGUGUUGGGUCGACUGAGGUGAGGCAGCCUGCUUUGGUCUGUGCUGCUCGUCGCCAUGAGGAUAGAGAUGCACCAGACAUCAUUACGAGUACUUUUUUAAUAUUUAAUGUACCUUAUCUUGCAUUGAUAGACCUAGGCUCUACACACUCAUAUAUAGCUAGUUCUGUGUCUGAGAUUUUGGGGAUUCCGGUCGAGGGUACUGAUAGUGAGGUAACUGUGUUAAGUCCUUUGGGGCAAUCUGUUUGGGUUAGUAGAGUGUAUAAAGAUGUUCCACUGGAGGUUCAAGGGAAAAAGUUUCUAGUUGAUCUAAUGGAGCUUCCGUUUGGGGAGUUCGAUUUGAUUCUGGGGAUGGACUGGCUGGUUAAACACCGGGUGAGUCUGAAUUGUGUGAUGAAAAGGGUUGUCUUGAGGACCAAGGAGGACAAUGAGGUAGUCAUGAUUGGGGAACGACUUAAGGAUAUCAGAACCGUGAGGGACUUUCCAGAUGUAUUUCUUGAGGAACUACCAGGGUUGCCUCCGAGCCGUAAGGUGGAGUUUGGGAUUAAGUUGAUUCCUGGUAUAGCUCCGUCGUCUAUCGCCCCUUUCUAA